Hypanus sabinus (Atlantic stingray) is the source of this 3143-nucleotide messenger RNA. RefSeq lists its product as uncharacterized. The transcript has 2 exons. NCBI's taxonomy places the organism in Eukaryota, Metazoa, Chordata, Chondrichthyes, Myliobatiformes, Dasyatidae. Gene Ontology annotation, molecular function: nucleic acid binding; zinc ion binding. Bases 1674 to 2468 code for a protein of 264 amino acids. The record is from RefSeq and is a predicted model, not a curated record.
AGAAUCAAUAGAGCUAUGAUGGAAUAGCUUUCAUCUGCCUGGAGAGUGAGCUCUAACACUCCUGAAGCUUACUAUAAGGCAGUCAGCUUUAUUGAAGUCACAUCCAUUAUGUUAACGAUUUGCUCCUUCCACUACUGUGACGCUAAAGGUGACAGUACGUGCAGUAUACACACGACAGCAAUUUGCGAAAAGCUUAUCUUAUUCCAAUCCUGUAACCAUGAUCAUCAGUAAGGAUAAGGGCAGCAGGCUUUAAGGAAAACCACCAUCAUGAGUUCAACUCCAAGUCACACUUCAUUCUGACCUGGGAAUCAGCCAUUGUUCCUUCUUUGUCGCUGGAUUUGAAUCCUGGAAUAUUCUGUACAGCAGCAAUAUGUGAGUAUCCUCAUCUCAAGAACCAUGAUUCAAAAGGGCAGCUUACCUCCCCCAUUUCAAGGGCAAUUAUAAAUGAAAACUAAAUGCAUUACUAGUGAUGCUAAAAAAUAGGGAUGAACUGAAUCAGAUACCUGGAACUUAAAUUCCUUAAUUCCAUUAUUGUCUUUUUCCAAAUAACUGGCCUUUCAAACUGAAUUUCAAUGUAAUCUAUUGUAGGCAUUUGCUUCUGUGGGACAAUUUGAAUAGCAUCUGAGAAACCUAACAAAACACGAAGGAACAUUCAGUCGUCCUUCGUCUUUCACUAUAUGUUUGUUUCUAUUUUGAUCACCACUUAUUUGAAGGGUCACUGUUUCUCCUUUGUAAGCCUACCACAAAGCUGAAUAACCACCUAACUUUGUCCUCAGAGUGCUAAAACUAAGAUUGAAAUAGAGCAUGGAAGUGAAAUUUCUCCUGAUGUACAGAAACAGUGCACUCAGUGAAACUGUAAACAGUACGACAAGACAACAAUGGGACUGACUUCACAACAGAGGCGGUCGCCAAGUAAGGAACCCAAAAGAACUCAAAAAGAAAUUUGGUCCAACUCCCAAUGCACACAGAGAAAGAGAAAAACAAACCAUGCAAACAGGAGAAGAGAGCAACGACGACGAUGUUUCAAACCAAACUGAGUUCUCAGAUCAAAUUCCCAGAGCAGCCUGGAGAAGGCCCAAAGCCUUGGUAUUCAGUUCAUCAUAUUAGUGGAGCAAAUCACUGCAAAGUUUGCCUACACGAAGCACAGCAGCCAGGGUAGCCUUACAUCCUCAGCAUCAUGGAGACAGGAGCCCCCAGACUAUCUGGGCCAGCAUUUAAAAUGUCUGAACAGUGGAUAGCACUUCGUACUAGGACCUGGGUCCCACUGCAGUGAAUUGCUCUGAGCCUAGAUUUCACAGUCAAAGAAGCUCCUCUCAAUCUCUCCAAAUUAGCUUGGCGCCCAGAGCAAUCCAACCUUGCCCAACUCUUGACACCCUGCCCUUCCAGGCUAUAUGAGUGGGUGUUUAGAUUGUCCGAACAUCGGAUUGUACCUCUGUGGUGAACUAUGUGCCUGUCUGGACACGCCCCCUGCUGAAUGCUCCUGUGGCUCCUCCCACAGGCCCCUGUAUAAAGGCGAUCUGAGGCCUGACGCUCGGCCUCAGUCUCCAGGACAUAGUAUGAUGGACACUCACUCCUGGUUCCUUCUUCCAGUCAAUAAAAGCCGAUAUCUCGCCUUACGUCUCAGUGUGAGUUAUUGAUGGUGCAUCAAUUUUAUUGACUGGAAGUUUUAAAAUAUGGAAACCGUUUUGCAUCCGGACCGGUUGGAUUUGGACCCUCAAGACCCUGACGCAGCUCUCGUUUUUGAACACUGGCUUGCAUGCUUCCAAUCGUACUUGGAGGAGGUUCGUGCAACUGAACCCGCCGUUAUGCACAGAAUUCUACUCUCGAGGGUCACCCCCAAAGUUUACUCCAUUAUCCGGGACCUGCCGACCUACGAUGGGGCACUGGACGCCCUCAAAAGACAGUACCUGCGGCCGGUGAACACUGUCUACGCAAGACAUCGUUUAGCUACCUGGCAACAGCGGCCUGGCGAAUCGUGCGCUGAGUUUCUCCGAGCACUACAGACACUCGUCCAAGCUUGCGACUGCAAGACGCUCACGGCAGAACAGCAUGCGGAGCUGCUGGUGCGAGACGCUUUUGUGACGGGACUGAGGUCAAUGUACAUGCGCCAGCGGCUGCUGGAAAAUGCCGACCUUACCUUAAGCUCGGCGAUGGAGACGGCCAAUGUUCUGGAAGCUGCGCUGCACUACGCCGACGCUGUCCAGUCGCGCGAUUCCCCGCCGGUUCCGUGGACUCCUCAGACCCCGCCACCACCAGCUCCCAGGAGCGAAAUCGCCAACGCCGCUGCCAGUCGCGAUUCCACGAGCUCCCUGAACCCGACCACAGCGGCAGCCCGUCGGAAGCCUGUGCUUUGUUCUUUCUGUGGCCAUAAAAAACACCCUCGACAACGCUGUCCAGCGCGAGAAGCAACCUGCUCCAGCUGCAGAAAGCGGGGCCAUUUCGCCAAGGUCUGUAAGUCUCAACCUUGAGCGGAGUGCAGCGCUGCGGGUGAAACGUGGGGGCCGCCAUCUUGCAUGCCCGGAUGUGGGCAGCCAUCUUUGUCGGCGUCAGCACGCCCCGCCCCCGACCCUCGGAUGCUUACCGGGUACCCCGGAUGUGAGCGGCCAUCUUUGUCGACGUCAGCAUGCCCCGCCCCCGGCCCUCCGAUGCUUACCGGGUACCCCGACAGCGUUUCAACUCUGGCCACUGUAACCCUCGACCAAAGCGCCCCACACCAGCUCGCAAGGUCCAUGAUGGACAUCCGGGUGGAGGGGCACAGGACUAGAUGCCUGUUUGACACGGGCAGCACUGGGAGUUUUAUUCACCCGGACACUGUGCAACGCUGCGGACUUGCAACGCGGCCAGUAAGUCGGAGGUUCCAUUUAGCUUCUGGGUCGCAGUCCGCAGACAUCUGGGCGGGUUGUGUAGCGACUUUGGUGGUGCAAGGCACAGAAUAUCGGAACUUUGAGCUCCUGGUCAUGCCUAAUCUGUGCGCACCUGUGCUAUUGGGGCUGGACUUCCAGAGCCAUCUCGAAAGUGUGACUAUGGUGUAUGACGGGCCCCUCCCACCACUCACUGUCUGGAAUCCUCAGUUUUGUGGGACUUCUUCACAUACCCCGCUACUGACCACACACACACACGGGCACGCACAUCCCAUCCAGAAC